Messenger RNA from Symbiodinium natans, 1155 nucleotides. NCBI's taxonomy places the organism in Eukaryota, Dinophyceae, Suessiales, Symbiodiniaceae. The record is from the annotation of a GenBank genome assembly.
AUGGCGGGCUCCAACGGCACCAUGUACGGCAAAGGCCUCUACUUCGCGGAGAACAGUACGAAAGCAGACGAGUAUGCAAGGGACGAGCCCCACGGCUUUUUCCAAGACGUCUUCGCCCUCCUCCUUUGCCGCGUCUGCCUGGGCAAGUUCCUCUACUCCGAAGAUCGGCUUGAUUCAGCAGGCGCCAUGGCAGAAGCAGGGACCAUCGACAGCACAGUCGGGGACAGGACCCGCUCGGCAAACACCUUCCGGGAGUUUGCGGCCUACGACCCCGACCAGGUCUAUCCCGAGUACGUGGUGCUGUACUCACGGCGGCCGAAGGCUGUUGCUCCCGAGCCCUUCAAGUUCGGCCUGGCGCAGCUUCACACGCAGCUCCCCGUCUACUGGAAGCACUUCCACUUGAAUCCGCAGACCAACUUCUUUGAGAUGCAGUACCGGGUGCGCGGUGCCUCGCGCGAUCUGCUGGGGCAGCUGGCGCAGGCAUGCUAUCCAGGUGGCCGAGGCCGCAUCGAGGUCAUCGCCGCGCGCCGGGUUGAGAUGUCCAGCCUUUGGAACCGAUAUGUCCAGUUCAAGACGAGGUUGCGGGGGGAACUCCUGGCCUCUGGUCUGCCUGCCUUUGCAUCCGCCGAGUUCUUGGAGGGCCAGGCGCAUGGGGGAGAGAUUCUCACCCACGCCUUCUUGAAGAGCCUGUCGGCGCGAGGUGUGGUCCAGACGACGAUCUCCGCCGAGUCGUUGGAGGGCGAUGUGCAGGAGCACCUCCUCUGGCACGGCACCUCACGCAAGGCUGCAGAGGCCAUCGUGAGAGCUGACUUCCGCAUGCCAAAGGAGAUAAAGAACGGAGCGCGGUUUGGCCGGGGGCUCUACUUUGCCGAGGACGUCGGCAAGAGUUUGACGUAUGCUCCGGCGAACACGUCUUCUGAUGGACGAACGACCUCGCAGUUUCUGCUUCUCUGCCGCGUGCUGUGUGGACAGAUGCACUACACGAAGGAGACAUCUGACCUGGAUGCGGUGGUCUCAGCUCACAAGGUGGGAAAGCACUCUGUUCUGGCGAACCCUCUGCGUGAAGGGGUGCGCGAGUUCGUCGUCUGGCACGAAAUGCAGGUAUACCCAGAGUACGUUGUGGAAGUCGCGGUUCACGAUGUCGAAGCCCCGUGA